CGUCUACUCAAAUUGUUACAACCGCCCAUCCGAGGACCCAACCCCGAACACCGCCAGGCAACGCAUCUCUACUUGCGUUUGCUUUAAUACUACAUCUCCUAGACGGCCGGCGUGCAUAGACCCCAUAGAGCACAACUACUGCAAACAUGUCCAAGGCAACAGAUAAGAGAAUACCGCAAAAAUAUCCAUUCUGCCCACAGGCGUCGCUGCCUCCAUGGCCGCAUGCUGCACACAUCCUCUCGACCUCAUGCGAGUGCGUCUCCAGACCACCCGGGGCGACGCGAGCCUGCUCAAGGGCGUAAAGGAUGUGUAUGCCAGCGGGGGCAUUCGUGCCUUUUACACUGGCCUCACGGCUAGCAUCUUCCGCCAGAUGACCUACUCGCUUACAAGGCUCGGGGCGUACGAUGUGAUCAAGGCGCAGCUGUCCAACAAUGGAACAAAGAAGCUCACCAUGGGCGACCUGGUCAUCGCCUCGGCCGGAGCUGGUGCGCUUGGCGGUCUGGCCGGUAACCCCGCCGACGUGAUCCUCGUGCGCAUGAUCUCGGACCCGAUCAAGCCCAAGGACAAGCAGUUCCACUACCGCAAUGCGUUCCACGGCGUCUACCGCAUGGUCAAGGACGAGGGUGCCGCCAGUCUGUUCCGCGGUGUUGUCCCCAACACUAUCCGUGCCGUCCUCAUGAACUCGUCGCAGCUCGUCUCGUACGACGUGUUCAAGGGGAUGAUCCUCCAGCACACGGACAUGAAGGACGGCAUCCCCGUGCACUUUAUCGCCUCGGCUCUGGCCGGUACCGUCGCGACGACGGUCUGCUCGCCCGCCGAUGUGGUCAAGUCGCGCGUCAUGGCCCGCGAGGGUCCCGGAGGCCCGAUGAAGGUGCUUACGAAGAGCUGGCAGAAGGAGGGACCAAGGUUCCUGUUCAAGGGCUGGCUUCCUGCUUGGAUCCGCCUAACGCCGAAUACCAUUUUCAUGUUUGUCUUCCUCGAGCAGCUGCGCCACGUCGUCGACCGCGUGCGCGAGCAGGUGCAGUAGGCGCGAGCGCGCGAGGCGGUCGGCAGUACACUACCCCCAUCAUACCCAUAUCCCAUACCAUCCCAUCCCAGCACACCACAUCUACGCAUAAAGCUAAAAGAUGAUAGACAGCACCGAGACGCUGUAGUCUAGAGAUCCACCCAUGUACGAUCCUGCAGU
Messenger RNA from Vanrija pseudolonga, 1186 nucleotides. Its product is annotated as Mitochondrial dicarboxylate transporter. The record is from RefSeq and is a predicted model, not a curated record. Bases 215 to 1027 code for a protein of 270 amino acids. Gene Ontology annotation, molecular function: sulfate transmembrane transporter activity; thiosulfate transmembrane transporter activity; succinate transmembrane transporter activity. The transcript is spliced from 7 exons. Gene Ontology annotation, biological process: oxaloacetate transport; succinate transmembrane transport; phosphate ion transmembrane transport. Lineage: Eukaryota; Fungi; Basidiomycota; Tremellomycetes; Trichosporonales; Trichosporonaceae.